AACUAUGAGGUACAAGAUAAUUAAAGGUAAAUUAAUAGUCUAAAAGUAGUUUAGAGAAGUCCAUGAAGGAAUUCCUACUAUCUAUUACCAUAACUGAUAUUCCUUCUGUUCUAUUUUACCUGCAUGCUCCUAACAGCAUUUGGAUAUAAUGACAGAUUAAACGUGGAAAGAGGCUGCCUUAACAGUUCUUGAGAAAGAUAAUUAUCUGGAUUAAAGUGAUCGGGUAAUAUCCUAUUCGAUGGCUCAAGAUCUUUGGAACAAUGUUGAAUUCACCACUGAACCUCAUAAGCAAAAAGAUGAUGAAGCUGUUUAAAAGGAUUAGAGCAACAAGAAUUUUAUGGCUUCACAGGUUAUUCAAAAUUCGUCCGGGCUGGACACAGUUAUUGAGAUUGAGGAGAUUAAUUCUACAAAUAUUGCUCGGAAUACUUUGGUAGAAGAGCGUAAGAUGCCCAACAAUAUUAACACAGGGAGGGACAACAAUGGACAUUUUGAUCAAUAUAAAGAAUUUGUUAAGGAUGUGCAACGUGGAGAUUGGUACGAUAUAAGGAAGUUCCUUGAGCAGCAUCCCAACGCAUUGAAUGAGAAGAUCACAGCUCAGGGCAAGACAGCUCUUCACAUUGCUGUUGCUUCGGGACAUGAUGAUAUAGUGGAGAAGCUGGUAUAUAAAAUGUCGGAAGAAAGCUUGGAAAUACAAGAUAAUGAUGGUUGGACAGCUCUAGCUGAGACAGCUUUUGCUGGUAACUACCGGAUGGCAGUGUGCAUGUAUACAAAGAAUUACAAGCGCUUGGCCAGCAUUGGAAACGUGGAUGGACGUCUUCUGGUUGUUCUCGCUGUUGAAGGUGGUUAUAAAGAAUUGGCUUACUAUCUCUAUUCUCGCACUCCGCGGGAAGAUCUAAAAGGCAUCAAUGGUGCUACACUUUGUACGAAGGCUAUAUAUACCCGGACGUUAGCUAUUGCUUUGGAUUUACUCGACAAUGAUCGACAUUUGGCUCUUGCUCCAGACAAAGAGAAUGUCUCCCCUUUGUAUGCCUUGGCUUCUACACCUAACGCAUUCCCAAGUGAAAAUCAGCUUGUGUUUUGGAAACGAUGGAUCUACAAAUACUGUUAGUAUCACUCUCUUGUUUCUUUUCAUUAAAUUGCUCUGGUAUUAUGCAUGCACACAUAGAAUAUAUAUUAAUUUAAUUCUAUAAUUAGGAUUACGUACGUUACAUAUAACACCAUCCAAAUGUACAGAUGUUUCCCCAAAUAUCCAAAAUUGAACAAAAUGUUUCCUGUAAAAGGUUUUACACCCAAACAAAAUCUCUAUCACACUUUUUAUUAAAGUAAUGAUUAUGUAAUUAAAUUUAUCUAUUCCUAUCAGCUUAAGCUUUUAGGAUAACUGGUAAUUUAAAUCACCCCAUCUAAAUUAAAUAUUCCACGUGUUGAAUCUGACCUAUAAUUAAAAGGAA
Messenger RNA from Corylus avellana, 1448 nucleotides. The record is from RefSeq and is a predicted model, not a curated record. Lineage: Eukaryota; Viridiplantae; Streptophyta; Magnoliopsida; Fagales; Betulaceae.